AUGAGUUCAAUUGGAACUGGAUAUGAUUUAUCGGCCUCGCAAUUUUCGCCUGACGGUCGAGUUUUUCAAGUUGAAUAUGCUCAAAAAGCUGUUGAAAAUAGUGGAACGGUGAUUAGUCUUCGAGGAAAAGAUGGGGUUGUAUUUGCCGUAGAAAAAUUAGUAACAUCAAAAUUGUAUGAAGCCGGAGCAAAUAAAAGGAUAUUCAACAUCGAUGAGCACAUUGGUAUGGCCGUAGCUGGUUUAAUUUCUGAUGCUCGACAAAUUGUCGAGACUGCACGUUCAGAAGCAGCAAGUUAUCGCGCUCAGUAUGGUGUUGGAAUCCCGGUUAAAUAUUUAAAUGAACGUGUUGCCAUGUACAUGCACGCAUACACCCUCUAUUCAGCUGUACGACCUUACGGUUGUUCAGUAAUUUUGAGUGCUCGUGAAGCUGAUGGACCGACAAUGUACAUGAUCGAUCCAUCAGGAGUUUCCUAUGGAUAUUUCGGGUGUGCCGUUGGUAAAGCUAAACAAUCAGCCAAGACAGAAAUUGAGAAAUUGAAAUUGGCUGACAUGUCCUGCAAAGAGUUAGUAAAAGAAGCUGCACGAAUUAUUUACCUAGUUCAUGACGAGUUGAAAGACAAACAGUUCGAGCUGGAGAUGAGCUGGGUUGGCGCGCAUACGAAAGGUAAACAUGAGCGUAUUCCACACGAAAUAAAAGCCGAGGCUGAAGCUAAAGCCCGUCAAGCUAUGGCUGAGGAUUCCGAUAGUGACACUGAAGACAUGUGA
This is a messenger RNA of Cotesia congregata, 765 nucleotides long. Lineage: Eukaryota; Metazoa; Arthropoda; Insecta; Hymenoptera; Braconidae. The record is from the annotation of a GenBank genome assembly.